Molecule: messenger RNA, 874 nt
Organism: Cervus elaphus (red deer)
Lineage: Eukaryota; Metazoa; Chordata; Mammalia; Artiodactyla; Cervidae
Gene: CPSF4L
Product: cleavage and polyadenylation specific factor 4 like
Exons: 5
Cellular component (GO): mRNA cleavage and polyadenylation specificity factor complex
Molecular function (GO): RNA binding; metal ion binding
Source: RefSeq, a predicted model, not a curated record
UCUGCGCCUCUGCGUGGGGCAGGAGCGGGAAACAGCGGCGGGGUGCAGCCCGCCGAGGGUGGUGGUGGGGCCUCCACAGAGCCUGGCCCUUUAAGGGCCUCCGAGGAGCUAUAUAAUAAGGUCCACCUUGAAGGCCUGAGGGCCUUUCUGCAGCCCCAGCAGGGCAGGGAGGAUGCAGGAGGUCAUCGCGGGGCUGGAGUGGCUGGCCUUCCCCUUCGAGAAGGAUGUAGAGAAGCAGAAGGGCACUGGGCUCCUGCCUUUCCAGGGCAUGGACAGUCUGGAAGGUCAGAGCCAGGUGAGCCAAUGGCCAGAGGUGGAGAGUAAGACCAUCAGAGAGAACACCUCCGCAGCACCCCGAAGAUGCUACCAGAGUUGGCUCAGCGCAACAGGUCCUGUUUCCUGCCGACAGCAAGGCCGCCUGAACGAAGAUGACAAAGAGCGAAAUAUAACAUUUCCAUUUCCUUCUGAAUUGUUACAAGGUUGGCUCCCACGUCACCAUGUUAGAUCUCCGGAACCAGGAAACAUAACAUUUGUAUUAUUUUUUAAGACGUGGAAGCUGUGCCUGUUCCGGCACGACCCCGGGGGAGAACACGGUGGUGUGCAAAAGGGCGACCAGUGCAAGUUCCUGCACUAGUACGAUGUCGCCAGGAUGCCCGAGUGCCACUUUACUUCAAGUUCGGUGGGGGACUGCAACAAGGAGGGUCCCUUCCUCCACGUGAAGCCGGCCUUCAAGACCCAGGACUGUCCGUGGUACGACUGAGGUUUCUGCAAACACAGUCCUCUGUGUAAAUACCAACACGUCUGCAGGACAAUGUGUACUAACUACGUAGCCGGCUUCUGCCCCGAAGGACCCAGAUGCCAAUUUGCACAGUGA